AUGAAGGGCAUUCGACCGCCCAAGCAUCCCUUCGAGUACAACGGCAUCGAGUGGCCUACUAUGAAGAUUUCGGGCACCAACACGCAUAUCUUCGCUGUGGGCGACUGGGGCGGUUUGGCAGGCACUCUUCCCCACAACAGUCAGAUCAUCCAGUACAAGGGAGGGCAGACCAUGGGUCCCCACGUCAUGGGCCGAUACCGCACAGACGCGAAGACCCACGACCUGUCCUGCUCCACACCCGAGAUGUCCGACUGCUUUGCCACCAAUGGCACAAAAUGCCCGGGAAGAUGUGGAUGGAUCGAGGACAUUGACACACAAGCGCAGCACCUGGUGGCGAACCAGAUGAUCAAGCGCGCAAAGAUGAACAAUCCGGACUAUCUGCUAAACGUUGGCGACAACUUCUACUGGGGAGGCAUCUUUGGCAAAUGUGGGGACACGCCCAUGUCCAAAGUCAACGACGUCACCCGUGCACAGUUCAAUUGGAUCUUUGAGAAUGUCUACAAGGGUCCCGGACUUGAUGGCAAGCCCUGGCUUUCUGUCCUGGGAAACCACGACUGGGGAGGCCGCGAGAUGGAUGCAGCCUGGGACCAGCAGAUCGCCUACACUUGGGUUAGCAAGCGAUGGGUUCUGCCAGCUCCCUACUGGAUGCAAAAGGUCGAGUAUGUCGACCAAGGAUACACUGUCGACAUCUUGAUGAUUGAUUCCAAUAUUGAAGAUGCAGACGAGGAUGUGAAUUCCAAUCCAGAGCACAACAUCUGCGGGGCUGCUCAUAACCCUAAGGGCUCAUCAUGUGCAAAAGUCGGAG
Messenger RNA from Symbiodinium pilosum, 805 nucleotides. The record is from the annotation of a GenBank genome assembly. Lineage: Eukaryota; Dinophyceae; Suessiales; Symbiodiniaceae.